Molecule: messenger RNA, 2251 nt
Organism: Hirundo rustica (Barn swallow)
Lineage: Eukaryota; Metazoa; Chordata; Aves; Passeriformes; Hirundinidae
Gene: DYRK4
Product: dual specificity tyrosine phosphorylation regulated kinase 4
Exons: 15
Coding region: 202-1995 (597 amino acids)
Biological process (GO): peptidyl-serine phosphorylation; peptidyl-threonine phosphorylation
Cellular component (GO): nucleus
Molecular function (GO): protein serine/threonine/tyrosine kinase activity; ATP binding; protein serine/threonine kinase activity
Source: RefSeq, a predicted model, not a curated record
GGAGCAGUGAGAGCUGCUGUGAUUUCAGCUUCUUCAGUAACUCUUGUUUACAAGUGAGAAGAAAUAAGAGAGUCCAGCCUAAGGGCACUGUGCAUGGAACUGCUCCUGCUAUGCUCUGACUAGAUGAAGGUGGGCUUCCUGAAAUGCCUUCGCCGAAUGGAAUAAACAGCUCUUAUCCUGCACUUAACAGCUCCUGCAGUAAUGCUGACAGAAAUAGUUGACAAGUCUUCCCAUGUGGAUGCUUUUUCUCAGUCUCAGCUGACUGUUCAAGAGAGGGAUCAUCUGGGCUCUAACAGAGUCUUCCAUCAGAGAGUCAGUCGUGGUGUCCUUUCCCUCCCACAUCUGGAAGGUCAAGUGAAGCAUGGUCUGGCUGCAGACGCUGCAAACCCUGCCCCCUUUGAGAGCAGCCUGCCUCAAACAGCAAAUAAGAGCUUGCAGAGUGUCCUCCCCUCUCUUCAGGAAAAUGGAACUCAAGGCAAUUUUCCCCAGUUUAACCUUCCAGACAGUCUUCCUGAGAGUGACCCCAGAGUCCAUACAAAACCAUCUGAACUGGAGAGCACCAGCAUUGGGGUCAAGCUGCCUAUGACAGCUUCAGAAGCCUUGAAAAAUUUUAGAAACCAGUUAACGGUCUAUGAGCAAAAAGAAAUUUUCAAUUAUACAGAGCUCUGGUUUCUUGGCCUGGAAGCUAAAAAGAUUGAAGGUUUGCCUGAAACCCAGAAUAAUAAUUGUUAUGAUGAUGAGCAUGGUUCCUACUUAAAGGUUUUACACGACCACAUUGCCUACCGCUACGAAGUCUUGGAGGUCAUUGGGAAAGGGUCGUUUGGGCAGGUGGCCAAAUGCCUGGAUCACAAAACCAAUGAGUUAGUGGCAUUGAAAAUAAUAAGGAAUAAGAAAAGAUUUCACAGCCAGGCUUUGGUAGAAGUGAAGAUCCUUGAUGCUCUGCUGAAGAAAGACAAAGAUGAUACUCACAAUAUUAUCCACAUGAAGGAAUACUUCUACUUUCGCAAUCACUUCUGUAUCGCCUUUGAACUGCUGGGAAUCAAUUUGUAUGAGCUGAUCAAAAAGAACAAUUUCCAAGGCUUCAGCCUGUCUUUGAUUCGCCACUUCACUCGGUGUGUGCUGAGGUGCUUACAAGUGCUCUACCAGGAAAGAAUCAUUCACUGUGAUCUGAAGCCUGAGAACAUACUAUUAUACCACAAUGGCCAAGGUUCAGUCAAAGUUAUUGAUUUUGGAUCAAGCUGCUAUGAAGACCAAAGAGUGUACACCUAUGUUCAGAGCCGCUUUUAUCGCUCCCCUGAGGUGAUCCUCGGUCAUCCUUACGCUAUGGCUGUUGAUAUGUGGAGCUUAGGCUGUAUCAUAGCGGAGCUUUACACAGGCUACCCGCUAUUCCCAGGGGAAAAUGAGUCUGACCAGCUUGCCUGCAUCAUGGAGGUAUUGGGUCUUCCACCAGCUGAUUUUAUCCAGGCUGCGUCAAGGAGGAGAACAUUCUUUGAUUCCAAGGGUUUUCCUAAAUCCAUAACUAACAGCAAGGGGAAAAAGAGAUGCCCAGACUCCAAGGAUCUAAGCACAGUGCUGAACACCCAUGAUGCUGGUUUCUUGGACUUUUUGAAAGGAUGCUUAAUGUGGGAGCCUUCCCUGCGCAUGACUCCUGAUGAAGCGAUGAAACACGCGUGGAUCCAGGAGCCAAAAAUAUUCCGGAAAAGCCCGGCUCCGAGGAAGAUGAGUGAUGGCUCAUUCUCAGCACUGGAAAGCAGAAGAGAGACGAUCCAGAAUCUCUGGAAAAAUGCAGCUGACAAAGUGAGAAGUGAACUGGCUGACAGACUGACUCCCUUCACAGGCACAGCAGAAAGUGAUGUGCAGAACACAAGGAAGCAUGCUAUUCCAGAGAAAUAUUUGGAAAGCCACAUGGAAAAGCCUAUUAAAUACGAUCAAGCAGAAGACAGUGGCGAAAGAGCUCUUCCAAAAACUUCUCUUUUUUUCCCACCAAUUAAGUAACACAGAGCACAAGCUAUGAUUGGCUCAGUUGCAUACCUAAUAUAUUUUGUAGGUAUUAUUUGUACUCAGGAAUAUAAGCUAUAUCUGUCUGUUCAUGGGCUGUGCACAUUGUAAGUAUAUUUAAAGUUCUUUUUACCCUGAAAUCAUCUAGUCAACCAAAACAGAAUUUGAGAACCAUUCCUUUUCCUCAUCUACAUCCUUGUGAUCAGAGAUUCUUCACAACCAGCAGCAAUAAAAUGGAGACUGUAGAGGUGGA